Molecule: messenger RNA, 735 nt
Organism: Musa acuminata AAA Group (dessert banana)
Lineage: Eukaryota; Viridiplantae; Streptophyta; Magnoliopsida; Zingiberales; Musaceae
Product: protein CURLY FLAG LEAF 1-like
Exons: 2
Coding region: 58-735 (225 amino acids)
Source: RefSeq, a predicted model, not a curated record
AUUCCCUAUCUCUUUUCUUUUCUCUUCUGAUAUUUUUCAUAGGUGAUCCGGGAGAGGAUGAUGGUUGUGGAUGUGAGCUCAGAAGCACGAAUGUUGAGAGGUUACGAGGAAGGGGACCGGAGGAGGGAGCUCGUUACUAGAGACUUGCUCGGCGGCAACGGAGCAGUGCUUGGAUCCACUGUGGUGGAUCUCGAGCUCAAAGUUCCAGCCGGUUGGGAAAGGCGGCUCGAUCUAUCAUCGGGAAGAACGUACCUCCUGAAGCGCAACCCUGAUCCGGCACCCCGGCGAUACCACGAACUCAACCUCAAGCUCCCUCCGCCAUCCUCCGCCGCACACUUCCUGGAAAUGGAGGCAGCCGCGCCGCCCUCGAGGAACCAGAGCGUGUGCACCCUCGAGCAGGUGAAGUACGCUCUCGAGCGCGCCGGGUGCGAGGAGCGGUCCCCCGCUGCCCGCCGCCCCCGUGGCUCCCCAGCGCCUCACUCCUCGUCGAUCACCACCUCCUCCUCGAACAAACGGAUGAUGAUGGCCGAACGGGAAGAGGGCGCGUCGCCGCCCGGGACGAUGGCGGUCGCCGGGUGCCCGGAAUGCCUUCUCUACGUGCUCGUCUCGGUGGUGGCUCCGCGUUGUCCGAGGUGUGCCGCGCACGUGCCGGUUCACAGCGAACCCAAAAAGAGACCCAAGUUUGACCUCAACACCAUAACGCUACACAAUGACGAGGAUGUUGACUUGAAUUAA